UUCUUUUUAAUAUCUUAGGUCGGAAUUUGAGAUUUCUUUUCUUCAAUUUUUAAGCAGUUUUGAGCUUGUAUCAACUGUAAAGAGUGGAGCAAUAUAAUCAGCAACCAUGGGUGACAUGACAAACAGCGAUUUUUACUCCAAGAACCAAAGAAAUGAGGCCAACCAUGCAGGAGAGUUUGGGUGCACGCUGCAAGAACUGCGCUCCCUCAUGGAACUGCGAGGGACGGAAGCAGUAGUAAAAAUUAAAGAGACAUAUGGGGAAACGGAGGGGCUCUGCAGACAUCUGAAGACAUCACCAACAGAAGGAUUAUCUGGCGCUGCGGCAGACCUAGAAAAACGAAAGCUUAUUUUUGGGAAAAACUUUAUACCUCCAAAGAAGCCAAAAACAUUCUUACAGCUAGUCUGGGAAGCGCUACAGGAUGUGACUCUCAUAAUCUUGGAAAUUGCAGCCAUCAUAUCUUUGGGGCUUUCGUUUUACCAGCCACCAGGAGAAGGGAAUGAAGGAUGCGGAACCGCUACAGGAGGAGCCGAGGAUGAGGGCGAGGCUGAAGCUGGCUGGAUUGAAGGUGCCGCCAUCCUGCUCUCCGUCAUUUGCGUCGUACUCGUCACUGCCUUUAAUGACUGGAGCAAGGAGAAGCAGUUCCGGGGGCUGCAGAGCCGCAUUGAGCAGGAGCAGAAGUUCACAGUUGUCCGAGGUGGGCAGGUCAUCCAGAUCCCGGUGGCGGAGAUAGUAGUUGGUGACAUUGCACAGGUGAAAUAUGGUGAUCUUCUCCCUGCGGAUGGGAUAUUUAUUCAAGGAAACGAUCUUAAAAUUGAUGAAAGUUCUUUAACUGGAGAGUCAGACCAGGUCCGCAAAUCUGUCGACAAAGACCCAAUGCUGCUGUCAGGUACUCACGUCAUGGAAGGCUCUGGACGAAUGCUGGUAACUGCUGUGGGUGUGAAUUCUCAGACAGGCAUCAUCUUUACUCUGUUAGGUGCUGGAGGUGAAGAAGAAGAAAAGAAGGAUAAGAAAGAUUCUUCCCAUCCCUCCUCCCACCCUCCUUCAGCUACAGAUGGUGCAGCAGGUGCAAUUGCCACUGAUAAUGCAAAUGCCAGCUUAGUCAAUGGCAAAAUGCAGGAUGGGAAUAUGGAGAACAGCCAGAACAAAGCCAAGCAGCAGGACGGGGCUGCCGCCAUGGAGAUGCAGCCGCUGAAGAGUGCCGAGGGCGGAGAGGGAGACGACAAGGACAAGAAGAAGGCCAACAUGCACAAGAAGGAGAAAUCUGUCCUGCAGGGAAAGCUGACCAAGCUGGCGGUCCAGAUAGGCAAAGCAGGUUUGGUGAUGUCUGCCAUCACUGUAAUUAUUUUGGUACUAUAUUUUGCCAUUGACACCUUCGUGGUCAACAAGAAACCAUGGUUGCCUGAGUGCACACCUGUCUACGUGCAGUAUUUUGUUAAAUUCUUCAUUAUUGGUGUUACGGUGCUUGUGGUUGCUGUUCCUGAGGGACUUCCACUUGCUGUUACUAUUUCUCUUGCUUACUCUGUAAAGAAAAUGAUGAAGGAUAACAACCUGGUCCGCCACUUGGACGCCUGUGAAACGAUGGGUAACGCUACAGCCAUCUGCUCCGACAAAACAGGGACACUGACGACCAACCGCAUGACAGUGGUGCAAGCCUACGUGGGUGAUGUCCACUACAAAGAGAUCCCUGACCCCGAUUCAGUACCCGCAAAAACCCUUGAUUUGCUGGUUAAUGCAAUUGCUAUCAACAGUGCUUAUACGACCAAAAUUCUGCCACCGGAAAAGGAGGGUGGCCUGCCUCGGCAGGUGGGCAAUAAGACGGAGUGUGGCCUCCUGGGGUUUGUCCUGGACUUGAAGCAGGAUUAUGAGCCUGUGCGCAACCUCAUCCCUGAGGAGAAGCUCUAUAAAGUUUACACUUUCAACUCGGUGCGGAAGUCCAUGAGCACUGUCAUUAAAAUGCCCGACGGCAGCUUCCGCAUGUACAGCAAAGGGGCCUCUGAGAUCGUCCUCAAGAAGUGUUCCAGGAUCCUUAAUGCAGCUGGUGAACCUCGUGUCUUCAGGCCACGGGACCGUGAUGAAAUGGUGAAGAAAGUGAUAGAGCCCAUGGCCUGCGAUGGCCUGCGAACGAUCUGUGUGGCUUUCCGAGACUUCAGCAGCAGCCCAGAGCCUGACUGGGACAACGAAAACGACAUCUUAUCUGACCUGACUUGCAUUUGUGUUGUUGGCAUUGAAGACCCAGUAAGGCCAGAGGUCCCUGAAGCCAUAAGAAAAUGCCAGCGAGCUGGAAUUACAGUCCGCAUGGUCACUGGAGACAACAUCAACACAGCCCGUGCCAUUGCCAUAAAAUGUGGAAUCAUUCACCCAGGAGAAGACAUUGAGCAAGAACGGAUUGACAAAAUCUGGCCAAAGCUUCGUGUGCUUGCUCGCUCGUCUCCCACUGACAAACACACUUUGGUGAAAGGUAUUAUUGACAGCACACAGGUGGAACAGAGGCAGGUUGUAGCUGUGACUGGUGAUGGGACCAAUGAUGGACCAGCACUUAAAAAAGCUGAUGUUGGCUUUGCAAUGGGUAUUGCUGGUACAGAUGUUGCAAAGGAAGCCUCAGAUAUUAUCCUAACAGAUGACAACUUCAGUAGCAUUGUGAAAGCUGUAAUGUGGGGCCGUAACGUCUAUGACAGUAUCUCCAAAUUCCUGCAGUUCCAGCUCACUGUGAACAUUGUGGCUGUGAUUGUGGCUUUCACUGGAGCAUGCAUUACCCAGGACUCUCCUCUAAAAGCUGUACAGAUGUUGUGGGUCAAUCUAAUUAUGGACACCUUUGCCUCGCUCGCUUUGGCCACCGAGCCCCCGACAGAAGCCCUGCUGCUACGAAAGCCAUACGGCCGAAAUAAACCCCUUAUAUCACGCACCAUGAUGAAGAACAUUCUGGGCCAUGCUGUUUAUCAGCUUACUCUUAUAUUCACACUUCUUUUUGUUGGUGAGAAAAUGUUUAAGAUUGACAGUGGGAGGAAUGCACCACUUCACUCUCCUCCUUCAGAGCACUACACCAUUAUCUUCAACACCUUUGUCAUGAUGCAGCUUUUCAAUGAAAUCAACGCACGCAAAAUCCAUGGUGAAAGAAAUGUCUUCGAUGGCAUCUUCAGAAAUCCUAUUUUUUGUACUAUUGUACUGGGUACAUUUGCUAUUCAGAUAGUAAUUGUCCAGUUUGGAGGAAAACCAUUUAGUUGUUCCCCCCUGCAGCUUGACCAGUGGAUGUGGUGUGUAUUUAUUGGAUUAGGAGAACUUGUAUGGGGUCAGGUCAUUGCAACUAUCCCAACAAGUAGGCUAAAGUUUUUAAAGGAGGCAGGGCGGCUCACUGAAAAAGAGGAGGUCCCGGAAGAAGAGCUUAAUGAAGACGUUGAAGAGAUUGAUCAUGCAGAGAGAGAACUUCGACGUGGACAAAUUCUCUGGUUCAGAGGGCUCAACAGAAUCCAAACCCAGAUCCGCGUCGUGAAGGCAUUCCGUAGCUCUCUCUAUGAAGGUUUAGAAAAACCAGAAUCUAGAACCUCUAUUCACAACUUUAUGACUCAUCCUGAGUUUAGGAUAGAAGAUUCCCAGCCCCACAUCCCACUCAUUGAUGACACAGACCUAGAAGAAGACCCUGCUCUCAAGAAAAACUCAAGUCCACCAUCUUCUUUGAACAAGAACAACAGUGCUAUCGACAGUGGAAUAAAUCUUACAACUGACACAAGUAAAUCAGCUACCUCUUCUAGUCCAGGAAGCCCAAUACAUAGCCUGGAGACAUCACUUUAGCUGAAAAGAUCACCGCAAAAAAAAUAUCUAAAAAAUUAAAAAAAAAAAAAAAACAGCAACCGGAAUAUAUAAAUAUAUAUAUUAAAAACAUUGCUGGCUGAAAAGCUGUUUGAACUCUUAUUCUCUUUGAGACAAGUGAAUGAAUUGUUGAUCACAAUGGUUUUGGGAAAGAAUGAAUGGCUGAUUUACAUACCUGCUCUUGUUCCCUUUCAGAAAAACAGAAACAAUUCCUCCUGCAUGAAUGUACUGUACACUUCCAGCCCUUCUUUCUCUCUUUUUGUUUCUUUUUCUUUCUUUCUUUUUUUUUUUUCCUCCUCCUUAUGCAGGAACUGCAGAGGACUUCUUUCAGAGGCUAUUUAUCUAAUUCACUGGUCUGUGAGUUUUUUGAAAUGCUUGUGUGGCAUGGACUCAGUUGUAUAGAUUAAUUUAAAUAACUUUUUGAAGUUGCAAAGCUUAACUUGCACAGUAGAUUUGCACCAGUUGGACAGAGGAACUUAAACAUUUACAAGACUAUAUAUAGAGAUAUAUACAUAUAAGUAUAUACAUAAUUAAUUAUAUAUAUGUAUAUAUCUAUCUAUAUAUAUAUAAUUAUAUAUAUAUAAAGUUUCUUUGUUGGCAUGUUGCCUUGUUUCUGCUCAAAUUGCUCUGACUAUUUUAACUUAUUUAUGUCCUAAAAAAGAAUGUAAUUUGUUUACAAACCUGUAGAUAAUAUCCUUAACUAUUUGUAGGGUUAAGAAAGCACUUCCUGCCGAAGUAGUAUAAAAAUGGCUCAGCUCAUUGAAAAUGUCUGUAAUAUCACACCCUGGAUAUUUUAGUACAAUCGUGUUCUGAUUUCUGCCUUUUUUUUGUUUGUUUGUUAAAUAAUGUAGAUACUGCUAGUAAAUUAACAAAGAAGCCAAAAUAUAACAUAUUGGAUGUAGCAUUGUGGUCCUAUAUACAGGGAGGUAAAACAGGCUUCCUUUGUUUCAAAUAAAAAUCAGAAUGAUCAGGUUCUCUCUUUUCUUUUUCCUCUAAUAAAUUGCUUGAACUUGUUUUGGUGCAACAUAUGAUAACGGAGGCUGUUUCAUUCUUUAAACAUAUGGCAAUGGCUUCCUAAAAAUAUUUUUAGAGAGUUAGCACAUGAAACUGAGUUGAGUUUAUAAAUAAAGAUUAAAAAUAAGUUAUAUUUGGUUUGUCUAUAUGGAGAUCAAACUAAUUUUAAACUAUUGUGAUAUACUGUGUUAAUUCUUUUCAUUUAGUAUUUUAGGCAUUUAUUUCCUUAUGACUUACCAAGUAUGGGCUGUUGACAUUUUGGAUGAAAAUCACUGUAGGUUGUUGCUUUCAUUUUUCUUUUUAAAGAAAAAAACAAUUUCUGCACUAUUUAGAUCUCAAUGAAACUUUGUUAAUUAUGGAGAUGUGCUUUGUGUGAACUUUUUUUUUUAACUAAGCUUGUCUUCCUGUUGUCACAAAAUAUACUGUAACACAGUAAUACAUUGUUUUACCUUAUUAUUGAGCUUUCUACAAAGAAAGCUAUUUUGAAAACCUGCAGUAUAGAGAGUGAAAAAAUAUUUUUCAAGAUGGUAACAGCCCUGGUAAACUUAAAAUUUAUGAGCUUAUAUAAUUGCUAUGUCAACCACUUGAAUGCUAAGCACUUUGUGGAUCACAGAUUUUUCAUAAAUAAUUUUUGUAUUUAAUAUAAAGUUUGCUUGGAGACUUUUCAACAUAUGAUCUUUUCCAUAACUGUACAGUGCAAAAGACAUUUUGAACUACACAAUUAUGCCAGAUGUGUUGAAAUACACUCUCAAACUAGCUUGAUAAAUUGAUCUGUUAAGGUAUUACCAGCUGUGUAAAAGUUGGCUAAUAACAUGGUGCAUCUCUGCAGUCACAAGAACUAAUUCAAGCCAGAACUCUCCAAAACAAGAUUAGACUCAUGUCCAAACUGCAGACUGAACUGACUAAAAUGUUUUAAGGGUGUAUCAGGACUAUUCAGCCAGGUAAAGCUUGAAUUGCCAGCUUCCGGACUUUGUGUAGAAGCUUGAAUGUUUUUGGCUCAAACUUGUAGUUCACUAUCUGGUCCACUUCUCACUGAAGCAACAGCAGAACAGGUCUUUGAAAGCUAUACAGCUCUGUUUUCAACAGAUAGUCUUACCUAUUUCUUAACAGUAAAAAAAUCUAGCAUGAAUACGUAAUUAUUUUAGUUAAUUCCUAGCAACAAAGUGAUUGAAACUCAGUCAGGAUUGUUCUUCGCUUUGUAAAUAUGGUGAUUAACCUUUGUAUAACAUGUAUUGGGUUUCUAUGGCCUACUUGGGAUAUCAUAUUCAAAAGAAACAAAAGUAUUAUCUAUUUGCAGGGAAGCCUCUAGCUUUGGACUUGAACAUCUACAAAAGCUACCAAUACUGGAACGAUUUAUGUUCAGCAUCUUAACACUGAAUUUUUGCCUUUGUUUUCAAACACUUCCAUAUUUUUUCUUGGGUUUCUUUUUUUUUAACUUUUCCAAAAAAAGCAGGAAUACCGCUCCCUAAGGUACCAUUUGCAGACUUGAAAACUGUUAAGAAAACGAACACUGCAUUCUGUGUAUAUAUAGUAAAACAUAUAUAAACUGAGAUGCAUAGAACAUUUGGGCUUUUGUGAGCAGAGACUGUGCUUUAUGUAUAUGAUAAAUUAUAGAUUUUUUUUUUUAAGCAGAAUAGCUAAGACUUUUCAAAUACAAGUCGUGCGUCACAAUUCUUUUCUUUUAUUGCUUGACCUCUCUGUGAUGGGAACAAUGGAUCAAAAACCAAAAUGAUCAGUUUGUUAAAACUCCCUGCAAUAUAUAAAUGCUCGCUCUCUACGUACUGUACUUAGCAGCAUGAGAUUUGUGGACAACAAUACAGUGGUACAUUGGCAGUCCAUCCCUCUAGGGGUUAUUAAUAUAUGUUCAUUCAUCUUGUUUUUAUGAAUUUUUUUAUCUAGACAAUAAUUGUAAAUAAAGAACUUACUCUGUCUGUUCAUUUAAUACUAUGCAAAAAGGUUAUGCUUUCUAUUGUUAUUCUUAUUCCUACAGUGUGAUGCUGGAAUGUUUGUGGUUUCAAAAAAAAAAAAAAAGACAAAAGUAAGUAAAAUAUGUGAUGUAAAUUAUUUUAUAGUUUGAAACAAAAUGAUAAAGUUUUACUCUUGCUGCUUACUGUCUAAUAGAUCUCUCUUGGCAGGAGCACAAGUGGAAAAUUUAAAGAAAUAAAUUCACAAAGCAGCAUGAACAAUAA
This is a messenger RNA of Tinamus guttatus (white-throated tinamou), 7008 nucleotides long. The record is from RefSeq and is a predicted model, not a curated record. NCBI's taxonomy places the organism in Eukaryota, Metazoa, Chordata, Aves, Tinamiformes, Tinamidae.